GGAGAUAGGAACAUCUAUUUACGAGUGACAGAGUAGCAAGACACGUUUAUGCAAACCUAUUUAUAUUCCCCUCUUUAUUCCCUUUUCUGUUCCCAAUCUGCACUCACUUCACCUUCAUCUCCAAACCCUAAAACCUUCUAUUUCUCAAUCUCCAAAUCAGGCUUUCCAUAUGGCUACUUCCACCACCAGCACCGUCUAUAUCAACGUCAUCGAAGACGUCGUCAACAAAGUCCGCGAAGAAUUCAUCAACAAUGGCGGUCCCGGCGAAGGCGUUCUCAACGAACUUCAAGGAUUGUGGGAGUUGAAGAUGAUGCAAGCUGGUGCUAUAGUUGGUCCGAUCGAUAGAUCUGCUGUUGUGAAAUCGAUGGCGCCUGGUGCUGUUUCGAACACUGUUCAUGAUCUGAACGUGCCGUACGAAGGUCCGGACGAGUACGAGACUCCUACGGCUGAUUUGCUUUUUCCUCCAACGCCGUUGCAGACUCCAAUGCAAACACCCUUGCCUGGUCAAACACCAUUACCGGGAACAGCUCCAACGCCAUUACCAGGGACCAUGGAGAAUUCAUACAAUAUACCCACUGGAGGCACUCCCAUCACCCCAAGUGAUUAUUCUUCUAUAAAUGAGAAUGGAGCUUCUGGAAGACCUAGCGCGUACAUGCAAGCACCAUCUCCUUGGAUGAACCAAAGGCCCCCUCUAGACGUGAAUGUUGCUUACGUGGAGGGCCGUGAAGACGUGGACAGAGGAGCAGCCAAUCAACCACAAACUCAGGAUUUCUUUCAUUUAUCCGCUGGAAAACGUAAGCGGGAUGAGUUGCCUCCUCAAUAUCGUCCAGGUGGAUAUAUCCCUCAGCAAGAUGGAGCUGCGGAUGUGAUAACUGAUAAACUUGAGGUUGGUCAAGGAAGCAAUCCUCAACCUGGUCAUGGACUUAAGUUGACUUCUAUGAUUCCUCAACUAGAUGGGCCUAUUCCCGAUCUCUAUGAUGAUGCACUUUCUACACCGAAUAUUUACAACUAUCAAGGAGUAGUAAAUGAAGACUACAAUGUAGCAAACACACCUGCUCCACCAGAGCUACAAGCACCGACUCCUGCUUUGAUCAAUCAAAAUGACGCUUUAGAUGAUGAUGAAGACGAGCCUUUGAAUGAAAAUGACGAUGAUGAUGAUCUUGAUGACGUGGACCAAGGCGAGGAACUAAAUACUCAGCAUUUGGUUCUUGCUCAGUUCGACAAGGUGACCAGAGCCAAGAGCAGGUGGAGGUGCACUCUCAAGGAUGGCAUCAUGCAUAUAAACAACAAAGAUGUUUUGUUCAAUAAGGCAACGGGAGAAUUCGACUUCUGAUUAUGCGCAUUAUAAUUUGAAUCUUGCAACUGAGGGUGGGCCGGGCUAAAAAAACAAGUAGAGAAGUGAAGGUCUCUUUUUAAGUGAAAAAACGAAGUCGGUUGAGGUAAUUGAUGUUUAUGAGAUGGAAGGGUUGGUUGCCUGAUGUAUAUAAAGUUGGAGAGCUUUUGGUUUGGUCCUAGUAUUAUUAAUGGGCUUUACGUUUUUAGUCCCUUGAAAAAAACCACUCGUCUUUCAUGGGACAAGUAAUUACGGUUGUACCCUUUGGAUUUUGCCAACUUUUAUAUUAAACUGCAUUGUUUAUUUCA
Helianthus annuus (common sunflower) is the source of this 1641-nucleotide messenger RNA. RefSeq names its product transcription initiation factor IIA large subunit. The transcript is spliced from 11 exons. Gene Ontology annotation, biological process: transcription initiation at RNA polymerase II promoter; transcription by RNA polymerase II. Gene Ontology annotation, cellular component: transcription factor TFIIA complex. The record is from RefSeq and is a predicted model, not a curated record. Bases 170 to 1333 code for a protein of 387 amino acids. NCBI's taxonomy places the organism in Eukaryota, Viridiplantae, Streptophyta, Magnoliopsida, Asterales, Asteraceae.